AUUCAAUCUCUUGUUCCCUAAUUUGUUUGCUUCCUCUCUACUCUUCUCCUUUUCUCUCUGUAUUCUUUGUUGUCUCCGAUCGUUUUUUUCAUUCCCAGUUCUGGAGCUCUUCCCAUCCUCGAUUUACUGCAGGAAUUCAGUAAACAAUUCAAGGAAUCAACAAUUGUUGGAUAGUUGCAAAGGCAGCACCGAUGACAUGGCGGAUGAACAGAAACCCACUCCAGAGAACAUGACGAUGAUGCAGGGCUUCGAGUGGUAUGUUCCCGACGACCAAAAACACUGGCAACGUCUCUAUAACCAAAUACCGCAAUUGAAAGCCACUGGCAUUGACAACAUGUGGAUCCCGCCAGGAUGCAAGGCCUCCUCUCCUUCAGGAAAUGGGUAUGAUGUUUAUGAUUUGUAUGAUCUGGGAGAAUUCGAUCAGAAGGGUGGUAAGGGUACAAAAUGGGGGACCAAGGAGGAGUUAGUGAAGAUGGUAAACAAGGCGAAUGAAGUUGGCAUGGGGAUCUAUUGGGAUGCUGUAUUGAACCACAAAGCAGCAGCAGAUCAUAAACAAAAAUGCCUCGCGCAAGAAGUCGACCCUGAUGACAGGACUAUAACCACCUCCGAUCCCUAUGAAAUCAAUGCCUGGGUCGGUUUUAACUUCCCGGGGCGCGGCAAUAAAUACUCUGCGCAGAAAUACCACUGGUAUCAUUUCUCGGGCACCGACUAUAAUGCGGAUAACAAAAAGACUGCCAUCUACAAGAUUCUGGGUGAUCAUGAGAAGGGAUGGGCCGACUCGGAAGAUGUAGAUGACGAGAAAGGAAAUUAUGACUACCUGAUGUUUGCGGACCUGGAUUAUUCGCAUCCAGAAGUGGAGGAGGAUGUGUUAAACUGGGGCGUUUGGCUCAGCAAGCAGCUCACGAUAAAGGGAAUGAGAUUUGACGCCGUGAAGCAUUACAGCGAAGACUUCCUUCGAAAGUUUAUCACACGUUUGGAUGAGACGCAGGGCGAAGGCUGGUUCUUCGUUGGCGAGUUCUGGAAGGAUGAGUUGAGUGAUAUGUCGCGGUAUUUGGAGCGGAUGGGAAAGAAGUUCAGCUUGUUUGAUGCACCACUUGUGUACAACUUCAGCAAGCUGAGCAAGACAGAGGGUGCAGAUUUGAGGACGGUAUUUGAUGACACGCUGGUUAAGACUGAACCAAUCAAUGCAGUGACGCUGGUGAUGAACCAUGAUACGCAGCCCUACCAAGAACUCGAAGCACCCAUCGAGCCCUUCUUCAAGCCCCUAGCCUACGCUCUCAUCCUGCUCCGUUUCGACGGGUACCCCUGCAUCUUUUACGGCGAUCUCUAUGGCAUCAAGGGGGAACACCCCUUCCCGCCCUCCUGCGGUGGCGCCCUUCCCAGCCUCGUGCUCGCACGCAAGCUCUAUGCAUACGGCCUUCAGCAAGACUACUUUGACUUUGCGACCUGCAUCGGCUGGGUGCGGUACGGUACCUGGGAUCGGCCAUUCGGAUGCGCUGUUGUGCUCUCGAACGCGGGCCCAGGCGAGAAGAGAAUGCACGUAGGCGAGAUGCAUGCAGGAGAGAUAUGGACGGAUAUCCUCGGGUGGAAUAAGAGGGAGGUGACAAUUGACCAGGAUGGCUAUGGGACUUUUACAUGCCCCGGGGUUAGCCUCAGUGUUUGGGUGAACAAGCAUGCAGAGGGUCGAGAGCAGUUUGGGAAGUUUGACACCAAUAUCUACAAGACUUGAUUGGUUGGAGUAGGUUACCGUAGGGUAGAUAGAUGGUUCAGGGGGGGACAGGAAACAAGGCAAUGGGUUCUUUGAUGGAUAC
Molecule: messenger RNA, 1811 nt
Organism: Amorphotheca resinae ATCC 22711
Lineage: Eukaryota; Fungi; Ascomycota; Leotiomycetes; Helotiales; Amorphothecaceae
Product: glycoside hydrolase family 13 protein
Exons: 5
Coding region: 197-1729 (510 amino acids)
Biological process (GO): carbohydrate metabolic process
Molecular function (GO): hydrolase activity, hydrolyzing O-glycosyl compounds; calcium ion binding
Source: RefSeq, a predicted model, not a curated record